This is a messenger RNA of Polistes canadensis, 678 nucleotides long. RefSeq names its product putative protein FAM10A4. Gene Ontology annotation, molecular function: protein dimerization activity; Hsp70 protein binding. The transcript has 3 exons. Lineage: Eukaryota; Metazoa; Arthropoda; Insecta; Hymenoptera; Vespidae. The record is from RefSeq and is a predicted model, not a curated record. Bases 1 to 678 code for a protein of 225 amino acids.
AUGUCAGUACCUAAUUUAAAUGUGGAACAUCUUAAUGAAUUAAAAUUCCUCGUCGAAAUGUGCAAGUCGCAUCCUUGGAUUUUAUGUAGACCAGAAUUAGCUUUUGUUAAAUCAUUAAUAGAGCACUUUGGUGGUAAAGUAGAUCCUGUUAAAUCAAAGAGCGAAACCGAAUCAAAGUUCGAAGAAACUGAAUCUACAUUGCAAGUAGAGAGCGAAGAAAGUGAUUUGGAAUUAGAUAUGACAGGAGUCAUAGAACCAGACACCGACACACCGCAAGAAAUGGGAAAUUCUGCUGUGAAACCGACUGAAGAAGAAAUUGCAGAAUCUGAAACAAAACGUUCGGAAGCUGUUUCAGCAUUUGUAGAAAAAGAUUAUGAAAAGGCUAUACAGCUUUAUACAGAAGCUAUUAAAUUAAAUCCACAAGCAGCACUUUUAUAUGCAAAACGUGGACAAAUUUAUCUACUAUUGAAGAAACCUAAUGCAUGCAUUCGCGAUUGUAAUCAGGUAUUAGAAUUGAAUCCUGAUAGUGCGGCGGGUCACAAAUUUAGAGGACGAGCAUAUCAUCUCCUUGGAAAAUGGGAAGAGGCAGUAAAUGACUUGAGACUCGCUUGUAAAUUUGAUUUUGACGAACAAGCCGACGAUUGGUUACGCGAAGCUACUCCAAACGUGCAAGCAUAA